CCGGACAUAUCGUGAUGGGCGACUUGUCAGCACAUGUCGAGAGUCAAGUCAAGAGGCCAGGCCAGGCCAGGCUAGGCUAGGCUAAGCCAGGGUCUGUUGGGGCGGCGAACAUAUCAGCGUCAAAUCAGGUCUUCAUUUCCGUGCCCCCCUUCUGAGCUCGCCCGCCUUACAUCCAGGAAAUGUCCCGAGGGAGCCAGUGGCAUGUGCCGAGGGGAGAAGUCCCCGAGAGGGAUGAGGCCUAAGGCAGAUAGAUGUAGGUACCAAAGAAAGCCGGCCUUGUUCCUCCGUGCAAUGAGUCGCGGGCUGCUUCAAAGUCUCUUGCCGUUUUGAUCGUUGAUCAUCCGUCCGCCGGCGCCCCGUAACGGUGCCCGGGAGCGGGAGGGCGCCGCGAGCAAGGCGACGGCAGCGGCGGUGGAGGCGGUUGCUGAUGUAUGUUCGGUAUUCUGCAAAUCAAGAGCAACUAUCAUUAUCUCUGUUGGUUCCUUCGACGCAUGGCCAGCCUCGCUUUGCUUCGCGGCUUUCCCGCCGAUCCGAGACUUGCAAACUCUCCUUGUCUACUAACGUUGCCCGACUGGCAGGCGAGAUGACGAGAGGUGAGCGAGCGCUGCCGAGAUGUAGGCGUGGGAUAUCAGGGGUUGGCGAUGAUUUGGGCCAGCACCGUCAACGAGGCUUCGCCGAUGGUGUAGGACGGCAAUAUGGAUUAUACGGAUCAAAUUGGUGAUGUCCAAUGUCGGAA
This is a messenger RNA of Colletotrichum navitas, 736 nucleotides long. RefSeq lists its product as uncharacterized. The record is from RefSeq and is a predicted model, not a curated record. The transcript has a single exon. Bases 428 to 721 code for a protein of 97 amino acids. Lineage: Eukaryota; Fungi; Ascomycota; Sordariomycetes; Glomerellales; Glomerellaceae.